CCCCGCCCGCCGCGUCCGGAGGCUGUGGCGGAGCGGCGGGAGCGCGGCGGCCUGCCGGUAUUGCCGGAAGUGGCGCGCGGCCCUGCUUCCGGCGCGGUGUGCAACCGCCGCGGGCGGCGAUCGGCGGCUCCCUGCGGCGGGCAUGGCGCUGUGGCUGCCGCGCUCCCGGGACGGCGGCGGCAGGGGCGGCGGCGGAGGCCCUCCGUCGGAGGAGGACGAGGAGCGGGCUGUGCCUCCCGCCGCCCGGCAGCGCCUGCUGGAAGCGCAGACCUACAACCAGGGGAUUGAAUUAGUCUGCCAAAAAGAAAAAGAGUUUGUGAAGCACUCUGUAGAGUGCACGUGGAAUCUUGCAGAAGCCCAGCAAAAACUUGGUAGCUUAGCGCUGCAUAAUUCAGAAUCCUUCGAUCAGGAAUGCGCUCGAGCAAAGACUGAAGCUGCAGAGAUGAGAUGGAGGGAAGAAGAGUGGAGGAGAAAAGAAGAAGCACUAAACCAACGGGAAAGGCAGAAUCCAUGGAACACAGAUCCUGUUAGUAAGGAGGUAUUUAAUAAGAGUUUUAUUAAUCAAAAAAGAAAAGAAACAGAAGAUGAAGACUUGUCUGAAUCGUUUAUGCAAAAACACGAACAAAAGAUUAGACACUUUGGCAUGAUGAGCAGAUGGGAUGAUAGUCAGAGAUUUUUGUCUGACCACCCAUAUCUUGUAUGCGAAGAAACGUCUAAAUAUCUCAUGUUAUGGUGCUUUCAUCUAGAAGCUGAACAGAAAAGAGCUCUGAUGGAACAAGUAGCACACCAGGCAGUUGUAAUGCAGUUUAUUAUAGAAAUUGCCAAAAGUUGCAAUGUGGAUCCAAGAGGCUGUUUUCGUCUCUUUUUCCAAAAAGCCAAAACAGGAGAAGGGUAUUUUGAGGCUUUUAAAAAUGAACUUGAGGCAUUCAAGACAAGAGUGAGAGUCUUGUCACAAUCACAUGGCUUUCAAGGUAUCUUACUACAGGAUCCCAGUGUCAAUCCUAGUCUUAUUGGACAGCUGACAUCUUUGUCACAGAACACAAGUGGUCUACAAGGUUCCAUAAACACAAAUGUCUGCAGUUUAAACUCUGUGAUACAAAGAGAUGAAGAAGAAUCCAAAAUGAUGGACACAGUAUAGUAUUGUUAAGACUGAGGCCAAGUACUUUUUUCUUUUUUUUAACAAAGAAAAGAACAUGGCUAUUUUCUUGACACUUAUUUUUCUGGGUACUGCACUUUAUUUUUGGUGUCAGAUUUUUUUGUUGUUGUUGUUUUUGUUUGGGGAGUUUGAAGGGUGGGUAAUUCAGAAAAACUUGUAAUAUUGUUUGAAAAUGUGCUGCUAGGUUUUUGGUUGUCCUUGAAGAGCAGGGUUCUCAUAUUGCCGAAUGUGAAACUGGAUGUGUUUUCUGCUACUAACCUUGCCUUUCAUGACUUUAGAAAUCAAAGUAUGAAAACAAAUCUGCACAAAUACAAUGUUUACAAGAAGCAGUAGAUUCUUGGUAGAAUCUGCUAUUGUCUUAUUACAGAUGUGGACAUGUCUUACUCUAUGAAUAUUGGAGAUCACAACUGUAUUCAUGCUACCUUGUUGACAUUAUAAGCUCUCAAAUUUGGUUAUCACUAAUAGCAAUAAAUCAAUACCUGGUAUCAGUA
Cygnus atratus (black swan) is the source of this 1647-nucleotide messenger RNA. It is a transcript of the gene CDC37L1, whose product is annotated as cell division cycle 37 like 1, HSP90 cochaperone. The record is from RefSeq and is a predicted model, not a curated record. Gene Ontology annotation, cellular component: cytoplasm. Bases 143 to 1138 code for a protein of 331 amino acids. Lineage: Eukaryota; Metazoa; Chordata; Aves; Anseriformes; Anatidae. Gene Ontology annotation, biological process: protein folding; protein stabilization. Gene Ontology annotation, molecular function: heat shock protein binding; protein-folding chaperone binding. The transcript is spliced from 7 exons.